Penicillium subrubescens is the source of this 1194-nucleotide messenger RNA. RefSeq names its product OSTA/TMEM184 family protein. The transcript has 5 exons. Bases 1 to 1194 code for a protein of 397 amino acids. NCBI's taxonomy places the organism in Eukaryota, Fungi, Ascomycota, Eurotiomycetes, Eurotiales, Aspergillaceae. Gene Ontology annotation, molecular function: transporter activity. The record is from RefSeq and is a predicted model, not a curated record. Gene Ontology annotation, biological process: transport.
AUGUCAACACAACUUGUCCAAUGCCUAGGCCCUUGGUGGCUGGUUCGUCCUUCUAAUCUAGAGCAAUCUGGAGGCAGUGAUCAAGCUAACCGAAGAAUUCCAGAUGCAUCCGAAAAUUUCGUUGGCGACUAUACUUUCCACAAAUUCAACAUGAUUCUUUCCGGUGCCUGUACAGCUACUACCUGUCUGGUAAUCCUGAUUGUGAUGAUCAAGCAUUCUUUAUGCUUCAGCAAUCCCAACGAGCAGCUCAAGAUCAUGCGAAUCGCUACCUUGUUGCCUAUUUACUCCAUUCUUUCUUUUAUUUCUAUUUGCUUCCCCAAUGUCUAUGUCUACCUGGUGGGUUGGGUCGAAGUCAUCCAAGGAAUUGCCCUAUAUACAUUCCUCAUGCUACUUUGUGACUUUCUUGCUCCUAAUGACCGCAACCGAAUUGUCUUCUUUUCGUCUUUGAGGAUUCCCGGUAGGACCGACAAAACCAAGACAACUGACGGGUUGACUUGGCUCCAGCAAACAUGGUACCUUGUCCUUCAGUACCCCGUCAUUACCGUUAUUGUCGCCAUCGUACAAUGUAUAACUGAAGCCGCGAAUGUCUACUGCCUGGAAAGCAACAAGAGAUAUUUUGCUCAUCUUUGGCUCAACAUCAUUCAAGUUAUAUCCGUCGGCGUUGCCGUCAUGUCCAUCCUUCGAUUCUACACCAACCUCAAGUCCCACAUGACAGAGCACAAGCCAUUGACAAAGCUCCUUGCUUUUAAGAUGGUCGUUGGUCUGGUUUUCUUGGAAAAGAUUAUUUUCAUGAUUCUCCACUCAACAGACGUCCUCAAGGAAACAUCAAAAUUGACCUAUGCCGACGUAUACAUCGGUCUUCCAACUAUGCUCAUCUGCAUUCAGAUGGUUCCAUUUGCAUUCUUCUUCCUCUUCGCAUACUCUACCAAGCCUUACCGGGUGGACGGUGGAAACCUCCGGUAUGGCAAUGCCCAGGAAUAUCUCGCUGUCGAAGAAACCGAGGCGGGGAGGACAUACAAGCCACGCCAAUACCAGGGUGGACCUCUCGGUAUCUACGCCUGGCUAGCCUUUUUCAACGCAUUGGAGUUCUUCCGUGAGAUCACAUCGACGUACAGUAUGUUUCGGGAGGGUCGGAUUAGAUCCGCAGAUCCCAUGCAGUCGCAGGAGAGCUACAGGAUGCAGUAUGGCAUGUAA